AAGCUUUUCAGUCCUGGUUUUGGGGCGGCUAGGCACAGCUAGCACGGAGGGCUGUACAGAUGUUGUGGCACGCAACUUUGUCCUGUCAUUUUUGGGACAUACGCUGCUAGCAAUGCAGCAGUAGAUAAGUACACGACAGAUUUAAUACGUUGGACAAGUGCCAGGGUUAGAUACCCUAAAGAGCAGAUCAAUUGUUCAACAAUAGCUUGCUAGCUACUGUAACUUGUAACGUUAGGGUUACUAGCUUUGGAAGCUUGUUAGCUGAGAAUAAUGACAGCCAGUCCGGACGACUGGCAAUAAAUAUAUUUGUGCUUUCUGGAUUGUUGUUUGCGUUGUCCCGGUUUGGUUGCAAAUGUAUGCAGCCAGGUAGUUCGCAAGAUUUGCACGCAACCUGUCAGAUUGAGUGACAGCUCGCGUCUGCAGGGUAGGCCAAACUUAGCCCCUGUAGCGUCGCUCAAGCGAUUCUUUAUUUUUUUGAUCACCUUUGGCUAGCUUUUCAUUUGGCAGUGUUUUUUUUGGUGUUUUCCCUAUGUAAAUCGGGCUUUUACAUUUUGCGGUGAUGACUUUAGAAUCCAUGAUGGCUUGUUGCUUGAGUGAGGAGGCGAAGGAGUCAAAACGAAUCAACGCUGAGAUCGAUAAGCAGCUUCGCCGAGACAAGAGAGAUGCAAGGAGGGAGCUGAAACUGCUUCUGUUGGGCACGGGUGAGAGUGGCAAGAGCACCUUCAUCAAGCAGAUGCGUAUCAUCCAUGGGACGGGCUAUACGGACGAGGACAAGCGCAGCUUCACCAAGCUGGUCUACCAGAACAUCUUCACCUCCAUGCAGUCCAUGAUCCGCGCCACCGAGAACCUCAACAUCCAGUUCAAGUACGAACAGAACAAGCCCAACGCACUGCUGGUGCGCGAGGUGGACGUGGAGAAGGUGUCUUCGUUCGACCAGCCCUACAUCAGUGCAAUAAAGAUGCUCUGGACAGACCCUGGCAUCCAGGAAGCCUACGACCGCAGGAGGGAAUACCAGCUGUCCGACUCCACCAAAUACUACCUUAGUGAUCUGGAGCGUAUCGCCGAGUCGUCCUACCUGCCGACCCAGCAGGAUGUGCUUAGGGUUCGCAUCCCCACCACAGGGAUUAUAGAGUACCCUUUCGACUUGCAAAGCAUCAUUUUCAGGAUGGUGGAUGUGGGGGGUCAGAGGUCGGAGAGGAGGAAGUGGAUCCACUGCUUCGAGAACGUCACCUCCAUCAUGUUCCUGGUGGCGCUGAGCGAGUACGACCAGGUCCUGGUGGAGUCUGACAACGAGAACCGGAUGGAGGAGAGCAAGGCUCUGUUUCGGACCAUCAUCACGUAUCCCUGGUUUCAGAACUCCUCUGUGAUUCUCUUCCUCAACAAGAAAGACCUCCUUGAGGAGAAGAUCGUCUACUCUCAUCUGGUGGACUACUUCCCUGAGUUUGAUGGGCCCCAGAGAGAUGCUCAGGCAGGCCGGGAGUUCAUCCUGAAGAUGUUCGUGGACCUGAACCCCGACAGCGACAAGAUCAUCUACUCCCACUUCACCUGCGCCACGGACACCGAGAACAUCCGCUUUGUGUUCGCCGCUGUCAAGGACACCAUCCUGCAGCUCAACCUGAAGGAGUACAACCUGGUCUGAGGAGGAGAGGAGGGGGUACAACCUGGUCUGAGGAGGAGAGGAGGGGGUACAACUUGGUCUGAGGAGGGGAGGAACCCUGGGCCGCAGACAGCACAGAGUGCACAAGCACACAACAAACACACACACUGGCAUAUAUAUACAUAUAUAUGUGUAUAUAUAUAUAUAUAUAGAGAGAGAAAUCUACGUACAAGGCACUACAGUCCACACACGCGCACGCACUCAACAUACCCACACACCGUCCAACACCUUUCAUCCAGCCCCCAUCAUCCAGCCCCCAUCAUCUUCUAGCCUCUUGUUCUUUUAUUGUUCUUGACGGGUUGGGUGAGUUGUUGUUUUUUCUCCAUCCCCUGUCCCUCCCCGUAGACCCUCCUGCCCUCUCCCUGGUCUCCUGACAGCCCACCUGACCAGGGGCUGCCCUGCCUCUGCCUGUCCCCAGAC
Osmerus eperlanus (European smelt) is the source of this 2077-nucleotide messenger RNA. RefSeq names its product guanine nucleotide-binding protein subunit alpha-11. NCBI's taxonomy places the organism in Eukaryota, Metazoa, Chordata, Actinopteri, Osmeriformes, Osmeridae. Gene Ontology annotation, cellular component: heterotrimeric G-protein complex. Gene Ontology annotation, molecular function: guanyl nucleotide binding; GTPase activity; G-protein beta/gamma-subunit complex binding. Bases 560 to 1639 code for a protein of 359 amino acids. The transcript is spliced from 7 exons. The record is from RefSeq and is a predicted model, not a curated record. Gene Ontology annotation, biological process: adenylate cyclase-modulating G protein-coupled receptor signaling pathway; action potential; phospholipase C-activating dopamine receptor signaling pathway.